Molecule: messenger RNA, 1734 nt
Organism: Malassezia vespertilionis
Lineage: Eukaryota; Fungi; Basidiomycota; Malasseziomycetes; Malasseziales; Malasseziaceae
Gene: ICL2
Product: isocitrate lyase
Exons: 1
Coding region: 1-1734 (577 amino acids)
Cellular component (GO): mitochondrial matrix
Molecular function (GO): isocitrate lyase activity; methylisocitrate lyase activity
Source: RefSeq, a predicted model, not a curated record
AUGAGCAAUACUGCAAUAAACAAAUCUUUUGCCACGAGUAGCAGUGCGCUCGCUGCAAACGAUGCGAUUCCGCCGACCUCGCUGGUUCCGCCGCCUGCCCCGCUGUCCGUGCAGCCACCGACGCCGGAGCAGGAAAAGGCCAUCUUUGAUUCAGCAGUAGAUGAAGUUGAAAAGUGGCUUGCCAGCCCACGUUGGAAAGGCAUCACACGCCCCUACACUGCCAAGGACAUUGUCUCGAAGCGUGGCUCGAUUUCCGUCGUUCCGCCACCGUCGUCUCUCACGGCUGACAAGCUGUUUGCCACUCUGUCAGAUCAUUUCAAGGACCGCACGGCUGUGCACACACUUGGUGCGAUUGAUCCUGUGCAGCAGUCGCAAAUGGCGCGCAAUCAGGAAGUGGUUUACGUCUCCGGUUGGGCCGCGUCUUCUGUUCUGACCACGGCGAACAACGAAGUUGGCCCCGAUCUUGCCGAUUAUCCGUACACCACCGUUCCGAAUCAGGUUCAACGCUUGUUCAAGGCACAGCUUCAUCAUGACCGUAAACACUGGGACGAGCGCUGCCAUAUGACUGAGGAGCAGCGCACCAACACGCCUUGGGUCGACUACCUGCGCCCUAUCGUCGCUGAUGGCGAUACGGGCCACGGCGGCCUGAGCAGCGUCUUUCGUCUUGCCAAGCUGUUUGCUGAGGCUGGCGCUGCCGGCGUCCAUCUCGAGGAUCAGCUGCACGGCGGUAAGAAGUGCGGCCACCAGGCAGGCAAGGUGCUUGUUCCCACUUCGGAGCAUGUGAAUCGCUUGAACAUGACUCGCUUUGCGUGGGAUAUCAUGGGCUCGUCGAACCUCUUGAUUGCGCGCACCGACUCCGAGUCGGCCAAGCUCAUUUCUAGCACGGUGGACAGCCGCGACCACGAAUUUAUCAAGGGCGCGUACAACCUGCCCGAAGAUAUGAAGCCGCUUGCAGACACGCUUGCUGAGAAGGAGGCUCAGGGUAUCUCUGGCCCUGCUCUGGAUGAUGUCGAGAAGCAGUGGAAUGAAAAUGUAAUGCUGCUCACUUUUAACGAGGCCGUCGCGCACCACAAUGCAUCGAACCCCACCGGCCUGCAAGAGUACGAUGGCAGGGUCGAAGGCGGCGUUUCCAACAGGGACGCGCGCAAGAUUGCCGAGUCCAUCUUUGGCUUGGAGGGUGUACCCCGUUGGGAUUGGGAUGCGCCGCGCACGCGCGAAGGUUACUACCACUUCAAGGGUGGUAUCCAACCCGCGCUGAAGCGUGUCAAGCUGUUUGCCCCCUAUGCAGACAUGCUCUGGCUAGAGACCAAGAUGCCAGAUCUGACACAGGCACAGGGCUUUGCUGCUAAGAUCCAUCAAGACUACCCUGAAAAGUGGCUUGUCUACAAUCUCAGUCCCUCCUUCAACUGGAGCGCGCACGGAUUCACGGACGAGGAUCUGCGCAACUUUGUGUGGGACCUCGCGCGUGCUGGCUUCGUCUUCCAGCUUAUCUCUCUUGCCGGCAUACACUCCACCGGCGCCAUUACCUGCGAGCUCAGUCGCCGUUUCCAAAAGGACGGCAUGCUCGCCUAUGUGGAGCUUAUCCAGCGCAAAGAGAAGGAGCUCGGCACCGAUAUAUUGACUCACCAAAAGUGGAGCGGUGCGAACUAUAUUGACCGUGUUCUGCAGACCGUCAGCAGCGGUACCAGUGGCACGAGUAGCAUGGGCAAGGACAGCACAGAGCAUUCGUUCUAA